AUGGCAGGCUUCGUAACAGAUCUCUGGGAAUCAAUCUUCACUCCCGGAACGACUCCAACUCUCCUCGUCGCUACCAACGCUACAUUCGCUUGUUUGCAGCUCGUACUUCUUCUCUUAUUAGUCGGAACAUAUAGUAUUCACUUCGUUAUACUCUCAUUCCUGUGCGGGGGGCUUUGGUGGGCUAUCAACUGGUUCGCAGCCGAGUUGAGAGUAGCACAAGCCAAGGAGGCCCGGGACAAGGCACGUUCCGAACAAAGAGCAGUUGCACAAUCCUCGGACGAAAGCGAAGAAACCGAAGUAGAAUCCGCUUUCAUCGCAAAGGGAAAACCUACCACAGGAAGCAAAGAAGUGGAAAUUAUAGAAAAAGCGGGAGACCUGAAGCUUCGAACGGAACUUUCGUCCGGAACAAAAUCUAGUGUUAGUACGGAGGAUGAAUGGGAAAAGGUAUCCGAAAAUGAGAACGAGAAGGACAAAUAA
Molecule: messenger RNA, 477 nt
Organism: Daldinia childiae
Lineage: Eukaryota; Fungi; Ascomycota; Sordariomycetes; Xylariales; Hypoxylaceae
Product: V-type ATPase assembly factor PKR1
Exons: 1
Coding region: 1-477 (158 amino acids)
Biological process (GO): vacuolar proton-transporting V-type ATPase complex assembly
Cellular component (GO): endoplasmic reticulum membrane
Source: RefSeq, a predicted model, not a curated record